Messenger RNA from Staurois parvus, 514 nucleotides. The record is from the annotation of a GenBank genome assembly. Lineage: Eukaryota; Metazoa; Chordata; Amphibia; Anura; Ranidae.
AUCACCUAGGCAUGCAGACUGCUUCUACAACAUUUGUGAAAGAAUGGAUCGCACUAAGGUGUUCAGUGAAUUCAAGCGUGUACCGUGAUAGGCUGUCACCUGUGCAAUAAGUCCAUCUGUGAAAGUUCCUUGCGCCUAAAUAUUCCACAGUCAACUGUUACUGGUAUUAUUACAAAGUGGAAGCAACUGGGAACAGCAGCAACUCAGCCUUGAAGUGGUAGGCCACGUAAAAUGACAGAGCGGGGUCAGCGCAUGCUGAAGUGCACAGUGCGCAGAAGUCGCCAACUGUCUGCAGAGUCAAUAGAUAAAGACUUCCAAACUUCAUGUGGCUUUCAGAUUAGCACAACAGUGUGUAGAGAGCUUCAUGGAAUGGGUUUCCAUGGCCGAGCAGCUGCAUCCAAUCCUUACAUCACCAAGUGCAAUGCAAAGCAUCGGAUGCAGUGGUGUAAAGCACGCCACCACUGGACUCUAGAGCAGAUACCUGCCUGAUUGCAUUCUGCCAAGUGUAAAGUUU